Pristis pectinata (smalltooth sawfish) is the source of this 729-nucleotide messenger RNA. RefSeq lists its product as uncharacterized. The record is from RefSeq and is a predicted model, not a curated record. The transcript is spliced from 4 exons. Lineage: Eukaryota; Metazoa; Chordata; Chondrichthyes; Rhinopristiformes; Pristidae. Bases 1 to 729 code for a protein of 242 amino acids.
AUGGGAAUCCUAGUGGUUUUCACCCUGUGCCUCUGUCUACGCCGCACCUUCAGUCAGUCGGUGACCCAGAGCCCUACAGCGUUGACCAGGCAGGAGUGCCAGUCUCUCACCAUCACCUGCAGUUUCCAGACUGGUUAUUUUUCCAGUUCCUAUGAUUUUCAGACUGGAUACUUCUUCAAACAGACCCAGUCCGGGACAGAGUGGCAGCGGAUUUCCAGCGGGGGAAGAGUUGCUCUGUCGAAUGAUAAAGCAAAAAUGACUUUUACAUUGGAAAUUCGGGAUCUCAGAGUCGAAGACAGCGCCACCUAUUACUGUAAAGCGGAGUACAAGUGCGGAACUGACAGCGGGAUCACUGUGCAUAAAUGGAAGACAUAUUAUGAGGAUGGAACUGGGUCCACGGUGACUGUCACAGCCGAUCCCAUUUCACUGGUAUCCAGGAAUCCGCCUGCACAAUCUUCUUCUGCUGGCGGCACCAUCACUUUAAGCUGCGAAUAUUUCGGGUUCUGUCCCUACACCGUCUACUGGUACCGUCAGUUCCCAGGACAACCUCCAAAAUUCCUGCUCCGGAGACACACCUCAGGAGAGCAGGAUAAGAACAAUGCUGCCGAAGGACGGAUUUCCGGUUCUCUCGAUCCGGCCAAGAAAAUCAGCCAGUUAACAGUCAUUAAACUGCAACUGAGCGACUCGGCUCUGUAUCACUGUGCAAUAAGUCGGCGCACAGCACAGUGA